Messenger RNA from Penicillium egyptiacum, 1419 nucleotides. NCBI's taxonomy places the organism in Eukaryota, Fungi, Ascomycota, Eurotiomycetes, Eurotiales, Aspergillaceae. The record is from the annotation of a GenBank genome assembly.
AUGACGUCGCUCUCAUUGUCGCUAGGCCCGCCAGCCUUAGUCCGGCUCCACGACGCCUUAAUAUGCCUAUCCAAAUUCAGCGAAACAGUCGCCAUCGAAGCAGAGCCUGACCUCCUCCGCCUCAGUGCCCUCAAUUCCACCAAGACGGGGUUUGCCUCCUUCGCGUUCGAGAAGGGGGUAUUCUUUGAGGCGUAUUCUUUUAACUCCAGCAAUAAUGGCAGGAGUGGCAGUGUCUCGCUGGAACGAUUCUUCUGCCAGAUCUAUAACAAAGCACUUCUCUCCGUAUUUCGCGGGAGAAUUGAAAGAAACAAGGACACAGCCGUUGAACGCUGUGACAUGGAAUUGCAUGAAGAUCUGCAGCAAACUGAAUGUAGACUGACAGUGAAGAUGAUCUGUGGACUAGGUGAAAUACCCUUGCAUCGAACUGUCUUUCCUGGCUUAUAUUGCAUAUAUCUGACACUAUAUCUAGGCGUGAUCAAGUCAUACAAGUUGACCUACGAACCAGCGGCUGUUCAGCAUGCCGUCUUCGACAAAUCCAAAGCUACCAGCAUGUGGACUGCUGAUCCACGGUUCCUCAAACAGCUCAUUGAGCACUUUAGCUUAUCUGCCGAGCAGCUGGACAUGUACUCUGAUUCCGGCAGAGCGGUGUUCACAAGCUUCACAACAAAAAUCACCGAUGGCAAGGAAGUACUAAAGCACCCAGUCCAUACAUCGGUGGCAGCAGACAAGCGCGACUUCCAAGAGUACUUGGUCGAAGAGAACAUGCACGUUGCGAUCAAUCUGAAAGACUUCAAAGCCAUAGUUGCACACGCCGAAACGGCAAACGCAACCGUAACAGCACGGUACACUCGACCCUGCAAGCCCCUGCAACUGGAAUACCGAUUCGAAGGCGUCAACGCAGAAUUCACAGUCAUGACCCGCGGCCAGGCAGAUAGCGAAGACGUCCCCUCGUCAACACGGGCGACAAUCCCAAGGCAAACGCCCGCGCCUGUCCCAAUCUCAGUGACCAGGCCGCGCGAUACUCGACCAUCGGUGACACCGAGCACUCAGAUGCCCCCGCCGCCACCGCGAAGUAGAUCUAUCCGUCCUCUCAAUGGGUCAUCUACGCAGGAGAAUCUGAGCCAGAAACCUAGCGCAGAUAGGCCGGUGGCGUCUGGGCUUUUGAUGGAAUUUGACAGCCUUUUCGUGCCUGCUGAUGAUGACCGCCAGUGGGAUGAGAUGAAUGAAGAAGAGGAGCCGCAGGAUAUUCUUGGAUGGGAUGCUUCAGGAACACAGGACGCAUUCGGGGCAUCUAUUCGCAAUGCAGAGCCUUCCUUCUCGAAGCAGGACGGUUCUCAUGCCGAAGAGCCAGACGAUGAGAUGGGUCUUCCGCCGACACAGCGUUUAUCUCAGGUUCGCCAAUAUGGUCUUUUUGACUGA